AUGGGUUGGAAAGAUAAAAUAUUAAGAGGCGCCGGUGCUGGUACAUCGGGUUCUUCGGGCAUUGCCUCCGCAAGCAAGAAGAAAGAGAAGGAGGAACCGCCGCCUGAAUUGACUCCUCUAGAGAAGCUGCUGCAGAACGCCGGGCCGGUCCGCGAAAACGGUAUAAAACCCAGCUACUGCAACUCGAUCGUGCAAGCCCUCUACUACUCCGAAAUCUUCAGGGAGAGUGUCGUCAAUUACCCACCGUUUUCUCCCUCGGACACUCCAAAUGGAAAGCGCGCAAAGAUCAGUGUGCAAAUAAGGCCACCACCAAAAAGGGAAGUUGAUGAGGAAGCACAGGGCAAGAAGAAGACCUCAACGAAAGAUGUCCUGAAACAGAGGCAAAUGAUCAAUUCGGGUCAAGGGCUCCCUGGACAGCAACAAACGCGCCCUGAAGAUAAGCCCGACUCGCCCGAGUACAAGAAAAAACAGGCUAUGCUCAAAGGCCCUGUACUCGAGUUGGCGCAGGAGAAUUCAGCUUCUUACGGAAUGGACGAGAGCACAUUUACGGGUCUGAAGGACUUGUUCUUGGCCUUGAUCGAAAGUCAGUCAAGGACGGGAGUUCUCAGUCCACAGCGCUUCCUCGAGAUUUUCAAACGCGACAAUGAGAUGUUUAGGAACUCAAUGCAUCAAGAUGCACACGAGUUCUAUGGCUUGGUUCUCAACGAUGUCAUAUCUACGGUUGAGGCCAACGCGAAGCGCCUUCUAGAACAAGAGCAAGCGGCCGCCAAGGAUGACCUUGCCAAAUCCGUCGAAGAUGCGCUGAAACCGACGAACGCGCUCGUCAAAGCUCCAGCAGGCUACAGGUCACCCGGAACUGGUUGGGUGCACGAUAUAUUUGAGGGUCUUUUAACGUCAGAAACCAGGUGUUUAACUUGCGAGACGGCAUCGCAGAGAGAUGAGACAUUCCUUGAUCUAUCGAUCGAUCUGGACGAACAUUCGUCAGUAACAUCAUGUCUUCGAAAGUUCUCGGCGGAGGAAAUGCUAUGCGAGAGGAACAAGUUUCACUGCGAUCAUUGUGGUGGUUUGCAAGAAGCAGAGAAGCGCAUGAAGAUUAAGAGACUUCCCAAGGUACUAGCCCUGCACCUAAAGCGCUUCAAGUACACAGAGGACUACAGUCGGCUGCAGAAGCUGUUCCACAGGGUCGUAUACCCAUACCAUUUGAGGAUGUUUAACACGACGCCGGACGCGGAAGACCCUGAUCGUGUGUACGAGCUUUAUGCGGUCGUGGUACACAUAGGCGGAAACGCCUACCAUGGUCAUUACGUAUCAGUAAUCAAAACGGCAGACAGGGGAUGGCUACUGUUUGAUGACGAGAUGGUGGAGCCCGUGGACAAGCACUUUGUGCGCAACUUCUUCGGUGAUCGACCAGGAAUGGCAUGCGCAUAUGUUCUCUUUUACCAAGAGACUACGCUGGAGAAGGCCAUGGAGGAGGAAGACUUCGAGGGCAUUGAGGAAAUAAGGCUGGCGACGCAGACGGCAGAUCUUGCUUCUGAUAAACCGAGCGGCGCUGAGAGCCUGCCUCCACUGGAGAAGCCCCUUACCACACCGGUACCACCGGUUGCCGACCAUGAUGCCCUGGCAGCGCUCGAUCACGCAUUGACGGCGCCAAAUGGCACGACUCCGGCGGCACCACAGACGCCUGCAACUCCAUCUGUUCCGGCUGUGCCUACAGAGGCACCCUUCAGCCACCCACUGGUAGCCGCUCCACCUAAACCUGCAGUCGAGAUCAAGCCUUCUUCCAAAGAGGAAAAAGCACGAGAGAAGCAGCUACAGAAGGAGAAAAAGGCAGCAGAGAAGGAACAGGUCAAGCGUGAGGAAAAGGACCGCAAGGAAAGGGAGUCCAGGCAACGAGAAGCCCGCAAGUCGGAGCAGGAAGAUUUGCGUAGAGCCAUGGAAGCAAGCAAGCAGACGGCUGCAGGAGAGGAACAAAAACAAAAGGCAGACAACCCGUUGUCACCCAAGGAAGCGCCUGCCUCGCCUGCAUUAGGAGGAGGUAUCGGUAGCUUAAUGAAGCGAGGCAGUUUAUCACGCGCCAGUUUGGGUUUCCUCAACAGGGAAAAGGAAAAAGAGAAGGACAAGUCAUCUGGCAACGGCGUGGCAAAUGGGACAUCAUCGGAUCAUGCAGCAAAUGGCUCAGCGGCGUCACCUCACCCUGAGAGCCCAGCGCCGCUCAAGAAGAAGUUCAGCUUUGCGCUGGGCAGAAAGAAAAGCACACAUGUCCUAUCUUAG
Molecule: messenger RNA, 2271 nt
Organism: Pyricularia grisea
Lineage: Eukaryota; Fungi; Ascomycota; Sordariomycetes; Magnaporthales; Pyriculariaceae
Exons: 3
Coding region: 1-2271 (756 amino acids)
Biological process (GO): protein deubiquitination
Cellular component (GO): cytosol; nucleus
Molecular function (GO): cysteine-type endopeptidase activity; cysteine-type deubiquitinase activity
Source: RefSeq, a predicted model, not a curated record